Triplophysa dalaica is the source of this 1299-nucleotide messenger RNA. RefSeq names its product C-type lectin domain containing 1 (gene cldc1). The transcript is spliced from 6 exons. Lineage: Eukaryota; Metazoa; Chordata; Actinopteri; Cypriniformes; Nemacheilidae. The coding region runs from base 261 to 1049 and encodes 262 amino acids. The record is from RefSeq and is a predicted model, not a curated record.
GCUGCACGAAAGGAAGAGGGAGGCUGGAAUGAAUUGGAGGGAGGGAAUGCUCUGGUGUGAGUGGUUAAAAGGAGCAGUUGCUACAAGUCUCAGCAGCAAAACCUGAGGCUUCCUGGCUAUUCUUUUCAGUCUCUCUACAUUAUUGAUUUUUGUUUCAAAUUUGUAUAAAAACAUUACUGUUUCGGGCAGUCUGAUCAAGUAGCUCUGUCUUUAUAGUAGAACCAAGCAGUUGACAGAUCUACUGUACUUCUUAUUGUAAAAUGGAAGAGAUUGAAAACUAUACCGCUCUACAAGACUUUACAGAGGAUGUCUCUCAUAGUGGGGACAGACCUAUACUCAACACAUUACAGGGCAAACAAGGUGUUUAUAAAGGGAUAAACUGUUUGAGAGGGCAGACUUCUCUUGUACUGUUUGUGGGUCUAUUGGCCUCUGUUUGCGCAAACAUAGCACUCGGUGUCCUCUUAAACAGUGCCGGAUCAUCUCCCACAGCAGAGUCAGCCAGGGGUGAAGAACCUAAAGUUGCCUCUCUUUCUCUCAAACUCACUGCCAUGCAAGAACGCUUCUCCCGUCUUUGCUCUGAAUACACAACUCUUGGAGAGACAUGUUCAAAACCAGUGAUCCAGUGUAGGCCAUGUCCAGAGGCUUGGCUGCAUUUAGAAGGCAGGUGUUAUUUCUUUAGCGAGGAUAAACUUGACUGGAAGCACAGCAAAGAGGGCUGUGCAUCCAUGGGCGGCCAUCUAACUAUACUGCACAGCCAUGAACAACAUCACAUCUUGGAAAGUGUUGCACGUAACCUUGGUGGAUUUGACUAUCACUUCUGGAUUGGUUUAUCAGACACUGAGACUGAAGGGGUGUGGAAAUGGGUGGACGACACAGUUGUUAAUCAGACAUUCUGGAAUGAUGAUGAGCCGGAUAAUCACCAGUCGGGUGGGAUUCAUGGAGAAGACUGCGCAGUGCUGGACUCGCGCUCCAAAACUUGGGUCGAUGUGCCCUGUGAUUUCAAUUACAAACGUAUCUGUGAGAUGGAUCCAAUCACCAUCGACGUGUAAAAGUGUGCAAAAGUAUUAAAAAAUAAAAUAAGACAUUUGGUAACAUUUUAUUUUACGGUGCCCUUGUUACGUAUGUAUUUACAAUAGUAUUUACUAUAAAUUAUGCAUAGUUACAUUUAACUAAGUCUUAAAACAAAUCCUACACUGUGAGAUAAGCACUGUAUAAUAAAGUGUUACCAGACAUUUCUUAUGAAAUCUUUGUAAAAAUGUAAAUUUCCCAAUUUUUCUAUAAACGAUAUUAAAACUUCAA